Molecule: messenger RNA, 2850 nt
Organism: Pimephales promelas (fathead minnow)
Lineage: Eukaryota; Metazoa; Chordata; Actinopteri; Cypriniformes; Leuciscidae
Gene: mxi1
Product: max interactor 1, dimerization protein
Biological process (GO): regulation of transcription by RNA polymerase II
Molecular function (GO): DNA-binding transcription factor activity, RNA polymerase II-specific; protein dimerization activity; RNA polymerase II cis-regulatory region sequence-specific DNA binding
Source: RefSeq, a predicted model, not a curated record
UGAAUACAAUAGUACGUUUCAUAUUAAUGAAUAUAAAUGUAUCGUGUUUGCUAGAAAAUGCUAUAUAUUCAUUAGGAAGACUGUGUUAUUUAUUUGCGUAUAAAUGUGCCCAGUAGGAAAUACUAUUUAUUGAACUUAUAUUAAGGACGGAUUAACUAUUUUAGGCAAGGGUAUUCGUUUAAUGUGUAUUAGAAGGACUUUAAAUCCGACUGUCGUGUGCGAGUUAAAGGGCCGGUUUGGUGAAGGACUCGAUUUCCCAUAAUGCCCUGCGCUGAUGUCUCUAUCCUCUCAGCUGUUAAAACAGUAGGUAAACAAACUGAGGGAGGAGAAAAGAGCGCAAGCACCAGGGACUUCGCUGGCUGGGCUCUCGGGGACUCUUUUGUACCUGUUUCUAAUAAUUUUAUACACUUUAUACUCGACUGUUUUCCUAAAGCACUUUUACUACUUUAAUAUUUAGGCGUCGGAUGUUUAUUUGUGUUUUAUUUCCGGUAAACCAGCUUGUUAACAGUGAAGGAAAUAGCUCGAGUCGACGGUUCAGCAAAUAGAAACAAGAAUACAAAGUGAAUAUUCGAAGGAUUUUUCAAUGCUUGGUUUUGCUACGCGACAGCUGUCAUCGUGAUCACAUCAGGAAAAAAACAUCCCUAGAUUUAUUCAAACGAUGACUGCUGUGCUGAAUAUACAGACGUUACUGGAAGCAGCCGAAUAUAUAGAAAGGAGAGAAAGAGAGUGUGAACACGGAUAUGCCUCGACCUUUCCGUCUAUUCAGCACUCCAGCAGCUACCAGAGACAAAGGAAAUUCCGAAAUAAAAAGUGCAACAAUAACCACAACAGGUCCACACACAAUGAGCUGGAGAAAAAUCGGCGAGCCCACCUCCGUUUGUGCCUGGAGAGAUUGAAGUCCCUCAUCCCGCUGGGACCAGACUGCAGCCGUCACACCACUCUGGGACUCCUCAACAAGGCCAAAUCACACAUAAAGAAACUGGAGGAAGCGGAGCGCAAGUCGGCGUACCAGUUGGAUAAUUUAGAGCGAGAGCAGCGCCACCUCCAGAGGCGCCUGGACCUGCUGCGGGGCGGUGGGGGCGUGCUGGAGGGCGAGAGGGUACGCACUGACAGCGUGGGCUCGACCCUCUGCUCCGAGAGAUCCGACCGCUCCGACUCAGACCAGGAAGAGAUGGAGGUGGACGUGGAGAGCACAGAGUUCUCUAAUGGAGAGCUGGACAGCAUCAGCACCGCCAGCACCAGCGAUCUGGACGACCACAGCAGUCUACAGAGCACUGCCAGCGACGAGGGCUACUCCUCCUGCAGCAUCAAACUGGCCUUCAGCUCAUAAAACCAGCUCCCCUUUACACACUCACACACACGCACACACACACUAUCCCAGCCCUUCAAAUGAGUCCCUUUCCCUCCUCAACCAAUCAGAGACUUUUAAGUCAGGUGACCAGAACACCACCCGCCCUUUAGAAUGCCUGAUUUACUGUUUUAAGUUUGUGAAUGUAUCUGAGAAUAUGAAUGAGAUGGAAACAAUCUGUGAUUGUGUUUUAAUUGGGUUAUUAGAUGGUUUUAUCCCUGACUAAGAGAUUUUUCUGAUAAUUGUCACUAUCUAAAUCCCCUUUUUCCGAAAGGAAAGCUAAGAUGUAUAUAAAAAAAAGUAGAUGUUAAUUUUUAAUUCAAACCCCUGAUUGUUAACUCCGGGUUGUGAACUGGUCACUAGGGAAACUAUUCAACUAAACUAUCCAUCCAAAUUGGACCACCUGUGAAGCGAAACUCCAUAUCAACACAAGAAGUCCCCAACCUGUUGAUUUCCCUUUUCACCCGAUCUAAUGGUUCUAACGUCGCUGCUCUACGGCGACGAGGACUGUCAUUGGUGCUACGUGACAAAACCAAUAAAGCAGAAAGAUCUACUGCAUUCAUCAAAGACAGCGGCAGACAACUAUCCCAUGGCUGUGGGAAAUUUCUGGUGCAUUUAAACCGUGGAACCACUUUCCAGGCUGCAGCUAAAACCCAGCGAUCUUGCACUCGACUGCAUAGAGCCCUCCGUAGAACUGGCGCCAUGUCAGAGAAAUAUCCACCCCUGUGUUUAACUAGAUGUCUCUCCUGGCAGAAAUAAGCAAUAAACUCUUGUAGUCGGAUCAACACAUUAGCACUCCUACUCUUGAGACACAACGCUUGUGUCCGUCCAAAAGAGCAACGCCAACUUGCUCGUUUUUUUUGUACAUAAAUACGAUAGUUUAAUAAAUUAAAGUUAAAAUUGAAAAAUUGUUGAAAAAAAAAAAGGUAGUUACCCAUGGGUAGAAAUUGCCUCUGUUGCUGUAUGUCUUGUGUUAUGUGCAUUUUAAAUUAUAUUUUUGCAAAGAUUGACUAUCUUCCUCCUGAGAGUCUUUUGUGGUGGCAUGGACAGUAUUAUUUGUUCAUUAUGCUGGAUGAAACGCAAGUAGUUUCAAUUCUGUGGCUGCCCAAGGAAUUUUACGACUUUCUUUAAAACUAAACGACAACACGCUGAAGUACUUAAAAUUGGACAUCACACACAAGAACGAGUGAGCGCAGGCAGUGUGGACCUCUGUAGAAGUAUGCUAACUCUGAGUGGCGCUAAAUAUUUAUCGUUUUGAAGCUGAAAGGCAUUCCAAUACUAGUAUCGUGUGCUGUGGAUGUGGAGUGAGCGGUGCGUCAAAGGGUGCUUUCACACUGGCGGUUUAGUUCGAAACGGGACACGGUUCGUGUAAAAUCGGUGCUGUGAAAGCUGUCGUUCGGACCCCUGAACGCACCGGGGUGCUGAACCCAAGAGGUGCACUGGAACUGUGGUGCGAUUCGGGUGAAUGUGAAAGCCACUCAGACUCAAAGCAAAGUAACCUG